Molecule: messenger RNA, 16092 nt
Organism: Podarcis lilfordi (Lilford's wall lizard)
Lineage: Eukaryota; Metazoa; Chordata; Lepidosauria; Squamata; Lacertidae
Source: the annotation of a GenBank genome assembly
GUACCUGGUGCUACGAUUCACAAGAUCCUAAGUGUGGUAAGUACUUGAAAUGAGGUUUUCAAUUUUUCUCUGUCUGCACUUCCAUUUCUUCCACAAAGAGCCAUGGGAAAUAUAGUCUGCUAAGGGGGCUGCGAAGUGUACCUCUGUGCAGGGCAAAUGACAGUCCCUGGGAUUCUGGGAUAGAAGUCACAUGCAUCAAAUGUGCUUUAAAUGCAUGGCGUGUCUGGGCCCUAAGACAGUUUCCCCUCAACCUGGGCCCCCAAAAGAUGUUUCGGACCACAACUGCCAUCAGCCCCAGCUAUGUCCUCCAGGCCUCUUGGUCUAGCUUGGAGCUUUCCAAACUUUCCAUGUUGGUGACACACUUUUUAGACAUGCAUCAUUUUGUGACACAGUAAUUCACUUUUGCAUCAUUUCAUAAAACUUAAUAAUUCAGUUUUACUAGCAAACUGGAGGUUAAAAGAAUCCCUUUCCAUGGAUUGUAAUUGAAAACUCAUAAAGAUUUCACACACACAAACACACACACACAAACCUUGGUUCUCAAAUGGCUUAGUUGACGAACAAAUCAGAACCCAAAUGCCUCAAACCUGGAAGUACUGUAAGUGUUCUGGUUCGAAAAUGUUUUUCAGAAGCCGAAUGUCCAGUGCGGUUGUAGGCUAUUGUUUCUGGGGCACCAGCACCAAUCGGAAGCUGUGCCUUGGUUUUCGAACGUUUUCAGAAGUCAAAUGGACUUCCGGAAUGGAUUACAUUCGAGAACCAAAGUACCACUGUGUACAGUCACACCUUGGAAGUCAAACGGAAUCCGUUCCGGUAGUCCAAAUCACGGCUUCUGACUGGUUGCAGGAACCUUCCAGGAUGCUCCCAGAGGCUCCAAGCUGGUUGUCUAGUAAAUUAUAAAGACAUGGAAAAGUUUCUUACCGUCCUUUUUUAUUUCAAUCUUUACAGAGAGAGGCUAUAGAACCCAGCCUCUUGGAUAAUGGCAUCUCCACCCAUGUCUCUCCCACUUCCUCAUUCAUCACUUCUACGGGUGCUUCUAUGUGCCCUCUGUCUUUGAGCUCUUUGCUCUCCUACUUUUAAGGCUUGCCGGGUUCUGGGAGAUGGAGGGUCAGAGAUGCUUUCUAAAUACACCAUGUCAGCCAGCUGCUGCUCCACUUCUGCUUCCUCUUCCAUUAUUUCCCAACUUUCCCCCUCAUCUGCCUCUGAGCUGUGACCUCCCUCAAACCCCUGUUAUAGAUCUAUACUGUUUUCCUGUUCCUCCUCCCUGGAGGGGUCAGGUUAGUAGGCGGUCUCCACCAUUCCUCCUCUGCCCAGUCCCUGACAAUAUCUCUCAGAACAACUGAAGAAUCAUAGAUGGGUCUUAUGUGGCAGAAAGACGUGGGUGCAAAUGGUGUCCAGUCCGGAGCUUUUUUCAGCUGGAACUCACUGGAACUCAGUUCCGGCACCUCCCAGUUGGCCGCCAUUGCCAUUCCCUUGGCGAGUUCUGGCACCCUUUUUCUAGAAAAAUAACACUGGUCCAGCCUACCUAAGGGUUUCAGGCAAGAGGUGCUACCUAAAUAUGAUGCAGAUUGAACCUGAGUCCUUCUGCAUGCAAGAUAGAUGCCCAGCACUGAGCUAAAUCCCUUCUCAUAACGGUCCUCUGUAAAGUAGGGAUGCUGUGCACUCACAAUAUAUAUAUAUAUUCUGCCCCUGAGCUGUAGCCAAUCCAGGGAUGCCUUGAGAGAAGGUGAAUAUAAAUAGGAAUUUGGAAUGGAAUCUGCUGUUGGUCUUCAGAGGCGAUAAUGCUCACCAAAAUAGCUCAUUUAGCCUGUCAGACUAAAGAUAGGUCCGGCGAGGAAACCCUGCUGAAUUAUAAAUAAGAAAAAGCCCUGCUUCGUGAUUAUUAAUGAAGGUCAGCCCAGCCAGAGGGCAUCUCCUGUUGGCGGCAGGAGGCGAGGAAGGAACAACAAAGAGACUAAUGAGCGUGUUGGCUGAGGCAUCUGCGUAGCAGUGGUUUGCUGGCGGAGGUGUUGAUUUUAAUCGAUACAAAUAGCCUCCAUUUAACUCAGGUGCAGGGGGAAGCUGUUUCCAAUUCGAGGACCGCAUUCCCUUCUGGGAAACCUUCCAGGAGCCGCAUGCCAGUGCUAAGUGGUGGGGCCAGGGGGAGGGGAAGAAGAGGGGAGAGCAACGGAUGAGACUCUUACCUUCGUUCCAGCCAUGCAGGACCGGUCCACCCUUGAGGGGAGGUCAGGUGACCGCCUCGGGUGGCAGGAUUCCUGGGGGAAGCAGAUGUGGACUCCAAGGAAUGCAUCACCUGCUGCCACUGCCACUGCCGCAAUGUGCUGACAUCACUUGCGCAUGCUGCGGGGCAUGUUGAUGUGCCAUGCGGAUGCCCCACGGCUUGACCGCGUAAUAUGAGCACACCCUGUGGUAUGCGUGCAUGGCCGCUGCAGAACUUGGGGGGCCUUUUGAUUUGAAAUUUUUGGGGAGCCCAGGCCCCCCGGCCUCCACUACUUGGCGCCCCUGAACAAUGGUGCCACAAGUACUCAGCCAGCCGCCCCAUUAUGGCCAUCACGGUCAGGAUGCUAUAAGGCAAGGGAAAGUUUCUUAUUGUCCUUUUUUAUUUCAGUCUUUACAGAGAGAGGCUAUAGAACCCAGCCCCUUGGAUAAUGGCGUUGUCUUGAGUGAAUCUCCACCCUCCGUCUCUCCCACUUUCUCAUUCAUCUCCUCUAUGGGUGCUGCUAUGAGCCCUCUGUCUUUGAGCUCUUUGCUCUCCUACUUUUAAGGCUUGGCAGGUUCUGGGUAUGGAUAUUUCACCCCUCCCAUUGCAAGAAUCUCCUGACAAUGUUUUCAGAAAGGAGUGGGCGGAAUCUGCUCAUCGCUUCUUCCGCUCCAGCCUGACUCUGUGGGAAUCCAAGUGUUAUCUGUGUAGAGAUAAGAUGACUGCUUAAGCAGCUGUAACACUCAUGCAGUCCAGUAGCCUCCGAUAGUCUUUAGAUUCUCGUUUAUUUAGUUUGCAGUAGUUGUAAAAGAAUAAAGACGUUAUGCUUCAGAGCCGUCGUUCGUGUAGUUCAUCCUCUGCUGUGCUCUGCUGACUUUGGCACUGACUUUGGUGCUCACAGCUCAAAGUUGUGAGUCCAUUGCACUUAGACCUGCUUCCCUGCAGCGGAAGGUCUCUGGAACUGCUUUCCUAGCUUGCCUGGCCCGGUCGAGGCUUAAGAGGUUGAGUCCAGUCAUUGGUACCGGCUUAAGGGCGAAGCUGACACUGGGAGAUGGAGGGUCUGGGAUGCUUUCUAAUGACAAGGUGUCAGCCGGGUGUUGUUCUGGCUCUCCCAUUAUUUCCCAACUUUCCCCUUCAUCUGCAUCUGAGCUGCGACCUCCCUCAAACCCCUGUUGUCAAUCUAUACUGUCUUCCUCUUCCUCCUCCCUAGAAGGGUCGGGAUGGGGAGGCGGUCUCCACCAUUCCUCCUCUGCCCAAUCCCUGACAAUCACAUUCUGCACCAGGCCCCUCUAUGUGGGGCUCCACAUAGAGUCCAUUGCAGUCAUCCAGCCUUGAGGUUACCAAUGAAAUGGGCUACAGUGAUCAGGUUGUCCACGGAAGUUUUCCCUCACCUUCCUUCCGACAAGAAGCUUAGCUUCUCCAGCCUUUGUAGAGUAAGGAUUUCAUCUGCCUUCGGGCCCAUCUCUUCCUUUCUGCCUCACUCUUCCCUUCUCCUUAGGUCCUUUGCACUGGAAGGACAUCAUGAUAACCUGUGGGGGAGAGAACCAGUCGCCCAUUAACAUCGACAGAAGGAAAACUCAACGAGACAGGAACCUCGACGAGAUCUUGUUUGAAGGCUACGACCAGGCGCCUCCUGGCAGGUGGAGACUGAUAAACGAUGGACACUCAGGUGGGCGUGGAGAGGACACAGCUUCUUCUGGAGAUGCUUUCCAAGGCCACAUUCACACCAUACAUUUAAAGCACGAUGAGAAUACGUUAAACAGUCAUGGCUUCCCCCAAAGAAUUCUGGGAGCUGUAGCUUGUUGUGGGUGCUGAGAGUUGUUAGGAGAUAUCUAAUUCCCUCCCAGAGCUACAAUUCACAGAGUGGUUUAACUAUGAAUCCCACUUCUCUGGGAACUCUGGGAACUGAGGGGAACAGGAGUUCUCUUAACAACUUUCAUCACACUUAUUGAACCACAGCUCCCAGAAUUCUUUGGGCAAAGCCAUGACUGUUUAACGUGGCAUCACAGUGACUUAAAGGUCUGGUGUGAAUGUGGGCCAAGUGUUUUCUAUAUAGUACUCAUUUUUGCAUCCUUAAGAUAUCAAUGACUUCCCUUCCUCUCUUUCCAUGGUUCAUUUUACAUAUCAUAAAUCCCUGCAUAUUUUACAGAAACUAUACCAUUCAGUAUUCCAUUAUCACAUCCAUCAAAACUUAUUUACACUGUUGAAUUUAUCUUAAUGCUGCCCACGUUUUCAAGUGUACACAAAUUUCCCCCCAUAUAUUAAUAAACAUUUUCCAAUCUUCUCUAAACGUAUGUUCUUCUUGUUCUCUUAUUCUAUAUGUUAAGUCUCAACUUGAGUUGCCAUUCUUCUUUGGCUGGGACUUCACUCGCUUUCCAUUUUUGGGCUAACAAAGCACGGGCCGCAGUAAUAGCAUACAUAAAUAAUCUUGGGCCAAGUGUUUUCUAAUGCAGGUUUAGAGAACCCUUCUGGGGUCUUGUGUUGCAUUAGUGUAGAACUGUCUGUCUCUGAUCUCUCUCUUUUUGACCUGGCCUCCUUGGCAGUUGUCAUGAACCUAGAUGGAGCAUCUGCUGCAGAUCAAAUUAACAUCACCAAAGGAGGACUUCAGGACACGUACCGGGCCUUGCAUUUCCACUUCCACUGGGGGGACCUCAGUCGAAAUGGCUCAGAGCACACCGUUGAUGGUCAGCAGUACCCAAUGGAGGUACAUUGAGCUUCCCAACUUUGAUUUUCUUAGCAAUGUCGUGCAGUAUUGAAAAGGCCCCGUCUAGAAUCGUCACAGGCCACGUUCACACUAUACAUUAAAAUCACCAGGAUACUACUUUCAAUAGGCAUGGCUUCCACCAGAGAAUUCUGGGAGAUGAGGUUCAUUAAGGGCACUGAGAGUUGUUAGGAGAGACCCCUGUUCCUCUCACAGAUCGACAGUUCUCAGACUGGUUUAACAACCCCUCCCUCUUCCCAGGGUGGUGCUGUGGUCUAAACCACUGAUCUCUUGGGCUUGCCGGUCAGAAGGUCAGCCGUUCGAAUCCCCGCGAUGGGGUGAGCUCCCAUUGCUCUGUUCCAGCUCCUGCCAACCUAGCAGUGUGAAAGCACGCCAGUGCAAGUAGAUAAAUAGGUACCACUGCGGCGGGAAGGUAAAUGGCAUUUCCAUGCACUCUGGCUUCCUUCGCAGUGUCCUGUUGUGCCAGAAGCGGUUUAGACCUGCUGGCCACAUGACGUGGAAAUCUGUCUGUGGACAAAUACCGUCUCUCUCGGCCUGAAAGCAAGAUGGGCGCCACAACCCCAUAGUCAUCUUUGACUGGUCUCAACCGUCCAGGGGUCCUUUACCUUUUUUUAACCUCCCCAGGGAACUAUUGGAACUAUGGCUCUGUGAGGGGAAUAGGGGACUCCUAACAACUCUCAGCACCCUUAACAAACUACACUUCCCAGAAUUCUUUGGUGGAAGCCAUGACUGUUUGAAACUGUAUACUUGUGAAAGCCAAUGUGGUGUGGUGGUUAGAGUGUUGGACUAGGCCUGGGAGACCUGGGUUCAAAUCCCCACUCAGCCAUUAAGCUCACCAGGUGGUCUUGAGCCAGUCACUGACUCUCAGCCUAACCCCCCCCCCUUGCAGGGUUGUUGUCAUCUUAAAAUGGGGAGGGGCAAACCACGUGUACCACCUUGAGCUCCUUGGAGGAAAAGGGCGGUGUAUAAAUGCAAGAAAUAAGUAAAAAUUGUGCUGUAAAUCUGUGGUGUGAAUGUGUUUUUAGUCAUAAUCACAGUCAUAGGUCACGUUUCCCCCAAGUACAUCUAUGCUCAAAGAGGUUCGUGUAAAACAAAAUGUAAUGGUUCUAGGGGUUGCUCGUGCGUAAGCUUGUCCCAACCUCUGGCUGGGUUGCCUGAGUGAACGUUUCCUCUCCGGGCAGCCACUCGCCCGUGACUGUCUCAAUCACUGGCAGAAUCCGUCAGUGGGCGUUUCUUAAACUUCUUCCAGCAAAGAAGCUCUUUGACGCCAAGUCUCCUCCUACUCUCCCUGCGUGGAAGCCUUCUGCGCAAGGAGGGCGUAGGCAGCGGAGGACCCUUCCUCUCCCCGCUGAUCCCCGGCAAGGAGUCAUGGGACCGCCUCGCCGAUUCCCCCAUCUGCCCCCCUUCUCCACUGGAGCUACGUUGAUUCUCUUCCUCAGAAGACGGGCUGCCUCUCCCACUCCCGGGACGCUCUCUGGGAUCCCUUUGGAGCUUGCUCUCUCCCUCGGACACUGAUGGCAGUUCCCUGACACAAAACAAAAAUACAGUAGUACAAUAAAAUUAAAUCAAGAAAUACAGUCCCAGAAAUGACCCCCGUAAUCACACCACCUCCAAUUUUCCAAGACUGAUCUAUUCAGAAAUUGAUCUUUCUCCAACCUUCAGGGUAGAAGUGGAGACAAGUUUCUGAUAUUGUUUGUUGGAAUAGGGAACAGCCACUCCAUUAAAUGGCGUACAGUGAAUAACCCUAAAUCAGCUCUCUGUAUUAUAUUUAGCAAGAAGCUACUAAUUAGGCAAGACCCCUGGCAUUUCCACCUUUUGAUCUUGCUAAACGAUGGACAAACCAGCCAUUCAUCAUGAUAGCUGAAAUGAGGAUGACAUGAAAGGGUUCUUUUUCUUUAUUAAAAAAAAGAAGAAGACUCUAGGAUGAUUACAGGCAACUAGUCCUAUCAUUUCGAUUAUCUUUAACUGUUAAAUACAGAGUAUUAAAACAGGUUGUAAAAAUAUAAUGAGGUGUUUUCUUUUUACCUCAGAGCUACAAUCAGCCAUUUUGGGGACAGCAUGUCAAAUGCCAUAAUAGUGCCAUGGAAGUGGGAUCGGCCUACAAAAUGGCAUACAGAUCAAUUCUGCAGAGAUAGUGGAAGUGGCGAGAGAAGGGGUAAAAGACAUAUAGGUCCCAUCCAAACAUAGCUGUCAACUUACAGAUUUGAAAAUAAGGGACCAGCAGCCUUGAAAAUAAGGGACCAGCAGCCAAAAUAAGGGACCUGCAGCCUCACCUGUUCCAGGCAUUCCAGUCUUCCUGUCCUCCUGCAGUCUGGUCAAACUCAUGCUGGUAGCUCUGAGAACACUGUCCAACCAACUUUGUAACCAGAGGUUCAACUGAAUAGAAUCUGAAUCACAUGCACCACAAGGCCUAUGCAGCCUCAACUUAAGAUGGCUCCCCGGCCUGGCUUUGCACUGCAAAGUUUGCAGCAGCACGUGCAACAAAAUGGCGUCAAGCAUUCAAAAAACCCCUCAGCUUGCAUUAACUAGCCACACACAAGGCAUUCAAGCUCCACCCCCCAGUCGUUCUUAGACUUCUUAUUGGGUGAGCAACACAGCCAAGCAACACAGUUGGAGCCUCCCUCCUCCCUGGCCGGCAGGGAGGGAGGGAGAGGAGCUGCUUCAUUUGAAAUUUAAGGGACAUAAUUUAAGGGACAUUUAAGGGACAUCCAUCAGUAAGGGACAGCAGCGGGACAUGGCGCUGGAAUAAGGGACUGUACCUUCAAAUAAGGGACACUUAACAGCUAUGCAUCCAAACCAUACGCUCAUACCGUGACGUCCCUUGCACAGUCAUGGAGCAUCCUGGGAGCUGUCAUUUGUUAAAGAUGCUGGCAGUUGCAGCUCUGUGAUCUCAGUGCUCUUAACAAACCAUCAUUCCCAGCAUUCUCCAUGACUACUACCAUAUCUUUCGCCCCAUAAGAUGCACCUGACUGUUAGACGCACCUAGUUUUUAGAAGGGGAAUGCAAGAAAAAAAAUAUUCUUUAAAGGGAGCGCUGAGCAGAGCCUGUAUGCGUCCCAGGCUCUGCUCAGCGCUCCCUUUCACGAUCCGUGUGGAGCAUGUGUGCGGCGCUUGCAGGCUUUUCCCCAGGAGGGAGAAGUUCCCAAGAGCCCCAUACACGCUCCAUGCGGCUAGUGAAAGGGAGUGCGGCUCUUGGGGGCUUUUCCGGGAGGUGGGGGAAGGGACUGAGGGGCUGCCCUCUGUCCCUUUCCCCACCUCCCACAAAAGCCAGCAAGAGCCGCACGCUCUUUAAAGUGUGUGCGGCUCCUGUGGGCUUUUCUACGAGGUGGGAGAAGGGACUGACGUGGCCAGUCAGUCCCUUCUCCCUCCUGGGGAAAAGCCUGCAAGAGCUGCACAGAGCGUGUGUGCGGCUCUUGGGGGCUUUUCCCGCCUGCCUCCCACCUGCAUUCGCUCCAUAAGAUGCACACACAUUUCCCCUUACUUUUUAGGAGGGAAAAAGUGGUCUUAUGCAGCGAAAAACACGGUUAAGAAUAAUCUUUAUUGUGGUCUAAAAACCAGUAACAUAGAUUCAGAAUAAAAUGCAGAUUCAUACAGACAACCCCCCGGGAGAGGGAGACUGAGGCGAUAUUUGUUUAGACUUAAUGCCACCUUCCCUCUUGUACCAUCUGGGUUAUGAUAUUGCCCUUGAAUCUCUGAGGCAAAGGCUUGGGACAUAUCACAUAGCGAUCUCCGAUCUCAAUCUCAUGUUAUCUGUGGUCCGAUAGCAGUAGGAAUUCAUUACGGGUACGAUUUUCCUGCAUAUCUUAGAAAUCUGUCUGUGCCAACUUAUCGGCGUCUCUUUACCAAAGGCAGAUUAUAUGUAUUUCCAUCAGAAGUGCUAAAUGGCAGACUAAGAGGCAUCCCUUAUCAGAAUAGGCUCUGUGUAUGCUCUCAGGACGUUGAUUGUAUGAGGCAUAUCCUACUGCAUUGCGGACAAUAUGAGCAAGCUAGGGAUCUAUUGGGAUGCGGGUGGAGCUGUGGUCUAAACCACCGAGCCUUGGGCUUGCUGAUUGAAAGCUGGCGGAUCGAAUUCCUGCGACGGGGUGAGCUUCUGUUGCUCGGUCCCUGUUCCUGCCAACCUAGCAGUUUGAAAGCACAUCAAAGUGCAAGUAGAUAAAUAGGUACCGCUCCGGCGGGAAAGUAAACGGCGUUUCCGUGCUCUGCUCUGGUUCGCCAGAAGCGGCUUAGUCAUGCUGGCCACAUGACCUGGAAAAACUGUCUACGGACAAACGCCGGUUCCCUCGGCCAGAAAAGCGAGAUGAGCGCCGCAACCCCAGAGUCAUUUGUGACUGGCCUUAACAGUCAGGGGUCCUUUACCUUUACCUUUUAAGGGAUCUAUUGAUUAAAUCCCUACUGGUAAAUCUGAAGACUACUAUAAUAAAUAUCUUCUGAAUGACAAGUCUAAUGAUAUCACAGUGGUUGUGGCAAAGUUUCUUUCGGUAGUCUUACUAAAUAGUGUUUUAAGUGUAACCAUAAAUGGUAGAGGGACCCCUGACCAUUAGGUCCAGUCGUGACCGACUCUGGGAUUGUGGCGCUCAUCUCGCUUUAUUGGCUGAGGGAGCCUGCAUGACUAAGCCGCUUCUGGCAAACCAGAGCAGCGCACGGAAACGCCGUUUACCUUCCUGCCAGAGCAGUACCUAUUUAUCUACUUGCACUUUGAUGUGCUUUCGAAUUGCUAGGUUGGCAGGAGCAGGGACCGAGCAAUGGGAGCUCACACUGUCGCGGGGAUUCAAAUCGCCCACCUUCUGAUCGGCAAAUCCUAGGCUCUGGGGUUUAACCGACAGCACCACCCACGUCCCAUGGUGUAACCAUAGUUAGAAGGAAAGAAUAGGGUGUUUUGGAGCACAUUCUAGACCACAGCUUUCCAAACUUUUCAUGGUGGUAACACACGUUUUAGACAUGCAUCGUUUCAUGACACAGGAGUUCAGUUUUACUAGCAAACCAGAACGAACCCCUUUCCUGCCCUUGGAGGAAUGUGGAGAGUUUCAUGUGACACACCUACACACUGCAGCCGACACACAAAUGUCGCGACACAGGGUUUGGAAACCUCUAUUAUCAGGGCUGCCAUAUGUCCACAUCACUGGGAUUUCAAUGGUGUACCGUAAUUUAUGUCCAGGGGGGCAAUUUGUCCUGGGUCUUAGGCGAGUCAAAUUUUUCCACGCUUUUGGGGUGUCCUGGUUUUUACUUUUUGAAAUAUGGCAACUCUAUCUGUACUAGACCUUUGACUUUGAUUUCAAGACUGAGUUUGCAUUCUUUUGAGAGAAAAUUAGCCCUUGGGCAACUCUCUUAAUUUCAGCUGCCGGAUUUAGGCAGGGAAAAGUCCUGUUUGUCGUUAAGUAAAUUGGGAAUCGGAACCCCUUGUCAAUCUGUGACAAGUCACCCAGGGACCUAUCAGUUGACCCCCCUUCCCUGCUUUAAAGUCUGCCAGUGAAUGAAUAUCCCCAAAGUUGCUCUGAAUAACUAUCAUUUUGUUUUCCACAGCUCCACAUUGUUCACAUGAACACCAAGUACAAAACCAUCACAGAAGCCAAAGGGCACCCCAACGGACUUGCUGUCUUGAGCUUCUUGUUUAAGGUAUCUCCUGAGAAGCAGCUGCUGUUACGUUAUUUAAAGUACCUACAGCAGACACAUACUUUCCUAUAUGUUCAUUCGCUAUUAUCUAUAUCUAUCUAUCUAUCUCUCCUGCCAACCUAGCAGUUCAAAAGCACGUCAAAGUGCAAGUAGAUAAAUAUGUACUGGUCCAGCGGGAAGGUAAACGGCAUUCCCGUGCGCUGCUCUGGUUCGCCAGAAGUGGCUUAGUCAUGCUUGUCACAUGACCCAGAAGCUGUACACUGGCUCUCUAUCUAUCUAUCUAUCUAUCUAUCUAUCUAUCUAUCUAUCAUCUAUCUAUCAUCUAUCUAUCUAUCAUCUAUCUAUCUAUCUAUCUAUCUAUCUAUCUAUCUAUCUAUCUAUCUAUCUAUCAUCUAUCUAUCUAUCUAUCUAUCUAUCUAUCUAUCUAUCUAUAUCAUCUAUCUAUCUAUCUAUCUAUCUAUCUAUCUAUCUAUCAUCCAUCCAUCCUUCCAUCCAUAAUUUAGGUUUAUUCGCAAAAUUCUAAGUGAAGUAAGUACUUGAAGCAAGGUUUUUGGAGGCCAUGUUUACAAUGUGGGGAGGAGACUUUAUCCUGUUUGGUUACCUUUGUCUGCUUGAUGCUGGAGGGGUAACAGCUUGAGGGCAAAGGGAAUUUGCAAUGGGUCAAGUACCAAAGAUGCAUACUAGAUUUUUGCUCUGCAGGUAUCUGAUGCAGACAAUACCAAUUACAACACCAUCGUCACUGGCCUGAGGAAUAUCACUCGUGCAGGUGAGCAUCGAGCCUCAGGCAAUCCUUUAGAAUGCUUGGAUUUGGGUGAAUCAGGGCCACAUGGACACCAUACAUUUUUGGGGAUCUUACUAGUGCUUGGUACCAAUUGAUUAUUGCCUAAGGGAAAGCAACAUGCCAGCAAGUUUGGGUGAAUCUACCAAUUUCAGUUUCUUUUCUUUUCUUUUCAAUAAUAUUUUUAUUAGUUUUCACUUACAAUCCAAUAAUAGCCUCAUUAUAACAAUGCCAAUUUAUAAUACAAUUAUUGAUACCAAUUGUUCAACUACCAAAUUAUAUAAUUUAGAUAAAGUGGCCACCUGUGUGCUAGAUUUGAUGAAUUGAUUAUUUGCUUUAUCUCUGUGCUCCAAAAUCUUAUUAAUUUUCAUUACAUUGCAGUCAUAAUAAUAAUCUCUUAUACAACACCUGCAAUAUUAAUAACUUCUAUUUGUGUUGACACGUUAAAUGAUUUAUAAAUCUACAAGUGAGGAACUCAAACUAUAUCUCCAUUCUUCCUGUGUGUGGCAAUUAUUCUGUCCGGGUUUUUCUUCCUGUCCUUGUAAGAUGUUAUGUCUUUCUUUCCCCCGGUUGUUGCUGUUAACCAUCAUGCCUUAGGCGGAGUUGAUAUCCCAUUGUUGUUCCAGAAAUCCAGUUUCUUAUUUUUGUAGUCUUGUGUUCCCUCUUCACAUCAAUUCAUUUAAAAAAUAAAUAAAAGUGCUCAUGAAAAUCCAGCAGGAUCUUAGUGCGAAUUCCCCUCACGGGCACAUUUUAGCAGAGCGAUUUCCCCUACGGUAAUGCAUUUCUGUACGUUCUCCAUUUGAAAUGGAGUUGCGUGUCGAGGACUCCCAAGACACCCCUGAAUAAAAACAUGUUCACACAUCAUUUUUGUUUUGGUUUUUGGCAUAAUUUUGGCCACAACUUUAUUGAAUUACAGUAAGUGAGUGGUUGCUUAGGCAUUGGUUAGCGACUAUCUGUUCCCACUUGGAGGUAGGAACAGAACUGACAACCACACCCGUGCGAAAGUCACUAGGGUAAACAAUUUUGGGGAGAGAAAAAGCUGGGCGCCAGGCUCACACCUCUCCCCAAAUGCUCCCUGGGACUCUUGCGUAGCCCUAGCACUUUGUCAGGGAUACGGACAAAAGCAUGGCGAGCCCCUGGAUUCCUUUAACGGAAUACCCUUGCAGCAGCAGCAUUAGAAGGGCAGGCACAGCCAGGUGGCGCUGUGGGUUAAACCACAGAGCCUAGGACUUGCUGAUCAGAAGGUCAGUGGUUCGAAUCCCCAUGACGGGGUGAGCUCCCGUUGCUCGGUCCUGCUCCUGCCAACCUAGCAGUUCGAAAGCACGUCAAAGUGCAAGUAGAUAAAUAGGUACCGCUCAGGUGGGAAGGUAAAUGGCAUUUCCGUGUGCUGCUCUGGUUCGCCAGAAGCGGCUUAGUCAUGCUGGCCGCAUGACCCGGAAGCUGUACGCCGGCUCCCUCAGCCAAUAAAGCGAGAUGAGCACCGCAACCCCAGAGUCGGUCACAACUGGACCUAAUGGUCGGGGUCCCUUUAUCUUUACCUUUAACCGUGACUUACAAGUUGUGACGAUUUGCUAUGCAGUAGGCAAAACCCAAAUGGCCCCAGCCAAUCAGCCAAAUGGAAAAAUUCCUACCAGGCCCCUGCUCCAAAGCAGACGACCCCAUGACAGGCAUAGCAAGGUCAGCGCAAACAAACCCUAAAUAAAGGGAGGGUGGGCGGGUAAUCUGAUGUGCGCAGCGAAAAGAAGAAGCUCAACGCUGCGCACAGGGACCUAUAUAGCACCUCCAUCAAUCAAAUAAAAUUCAACAAUCAGUUUUCCCCAGCAACACUGAAGGUGCCCAAUCAAAUCAGUGGCCAUCCAAACUAACCCGCCCAGCAACAGGGGAUGUCAUGGUUGCUCCCACUGCAACACGUGCUCUCCAUGAAGGAGAACCCGCUUUCUCGUUUCCCUUCAUCACACCCCAGUGAGAGAGCCAGUGUGGUGUAGUGGUUAAGAGCAGUGGACUCGUAAUCUGGCUCCUCCACAUGCAGCUGCUGAGUGACCUUGGGCUAGUCACACUUCUUUGAAGUCUCUCAGCCUCACUCACCUCACAGAGUGUUUGUUGUGGGGGAGGAAGAGAAAGGAAAAUGUUGGCUGCUUUGAGACUCCUUUGGGUAGUGGUAAAGCGGGAUAUCAAAUCCAAACCCCAAUUCUCUGUUUCUGUUUCUCUGCUUAGAGGAUUAUGUCGAGUUGGCCUCCACGUUUUCUCUGAGCAACCUCCUCCCCAACAUGGCCUUACUCUCCAAAUAUUAUCGCUACAAGGGCUCCCUCACCACCCCAAACUGCGAAGAAGUGGUGCAAUGGACUGUGUUCGAAGAGAACAUCCCAAUCAGCAAGCCACAGGUGAGAAAAACAGACAUUUCUAUGUCUCUGCGUUGUUGCUCUUGUUUCUCCUUUUAGCCAAAAAAGGCUGUGGCUUUUGAAAAACAAAAAUGGCUCCCGAUCUAAAAUGACACAAGAAGAGCUUGCCAGAUCAGGCUAAUGGCCUAUCUAGCCAAGAAUCCUGUACAGUGGUACCUCAGGUUAAGUACUUAAUUCGUUUCGGAGGUCCGUUCUUAACCUGAAACUGUUCUUAACCUGAAGCACCACUUUAGCUAAUGGGGCCUCCUGCUGCCACUGCGCCACCAGAGCAUGAUUUCUGUUCUCAUGCUGAAGCAAAGUUCUUAACCUGAGGUACUAUUUCUGGGUUAGCGGAGUCUGUAACCUGAAGUGUAUGUAACCCGAGGUACCACUGUAUUCAAAGAAAUACUGCCUCUGUCAGUUGAAAACACAGCCAUUGUCAGCCACAGUGGUUGAAGUCCAUAUUGCUUAACUUGGCCAGCUCAGCUCUCCCCUGCCUCAAGCAGGGGGGCAGUAAAUCACAAGAGCAGGCGUUGGCAGAAAUCACAAUGCAGGAAAAACCAUGAAGCCAGCCCAUGCCUCUACAGAGCUCCAGCCCUAUUUCAGUUAUCAUGAUAUAUUGGUAUAUGCCAGGGGUCGGCCCACGAAGACCAUUUUACCAGCCAACGAACCGCCCCUGAACUGAGCAGCCCACUCAGCAAGUCCCUUGCAUGCUGUGCUAAACCAGUGCAGCGACUUGCCGAGUGGCAGUGGAAAUCGCGUCUGCGCAUGCACAGACGCCGAAAAUUGCUUCUGCACAGGCAUGAUUUUCAACAUCUGGGCAUGCGCAGAAGCGAUUUCCAGCACCGCAGACAUGCACAGACGCGAUUUCCGGCAUUGCGCUGCACCAGUCUGGCCCAUGGCCAGUAAACCUUGCUGACCCCUGGUAUAUGUUGUGAUACAGUGGUGCCUCGCAAGAUGAAAUUAAUUCAUUCCGCGAGUUUUGUCGUCUUGCGAUUUUUUUCGUCUUGCGAAGCACGGUGUCGGGAAAGUUUUGGAAAAGCUUCAAAACUCACCAAAGUCUUUAAAAACCUCAAAAAAGGCUACCACACAGCGUUCUAUGAGUUGCUCCUCGAAGUCAAGUCGCAACUGUAUUAACGGUGUUAAGAAAAAGGAAACAAACUUGCAAGACGUUUCCGUCUUGCGAAGCAAGCCCAUAGGGAAAAUUGUCUUGCGAAGCAGCUCAAAAAACAAAAAACCCUUUCGUCUAGCGAGUUUUUUGUCUUGCGAGGCAUUCGUCUUGCGAGGUACCACUGUAUAUUGGUAUAUAUUGACAUAUGUCAUUGAAAUUCCACUCAGUAUUGAUCAGAGGCAGAUUCCAAUGUACAGUGGUACCUCGGGUUACAUACGCUUCAGGUUACAGACUCCGCUAACCCAGAAAUAGUACCUCGGGUUAAGAACUUUGCUUCAGGAUGAGAACAGAAAUCGGGCUCCGGCGGCGCGGCAGCAGCAGGAGGCCCCAUUAGCUAAAGUGGUGCUUCAGGUUAAGAACACUUUCAGGUUAAGAAUGGACCUAUGGAACUAAUUAAGUUCUUAACCUGCGGUACCACUGUAUAAUUAGCAGAGUAAAAACUUAAACACGUUGCAGGAUUCCCCAAAAAUAGACCAGAGGCAAUUAAUAUUUCAUCCAGCAGAGCUUUAUUUCUACUGAAGGCAAAUGAGCAUAACUGGUCACAAAUCCAAUACAUUCAGGAUUGGCACUGUCCACAAGAAAUCCAGUAGCAGCAGACUUAACUUAAGCUUACAAUAACUUAUAAAAAGUCUAAACCUUAACACUAAGCAAACUAUGUGCAGAACACCACACCAGAAGGGAGAGCGAUAGAAAAAGAAACCGAGGCUAUUAUUAUAGCCAGCAUGACCUUGACAGAAGAGAUAACAGGACCAGUUUAAGCCAGCUGUACUCAGCUUCUCUGAAGGAAUAAGCCAAACAUCACGAACCUUCUGCUUGUUUCUUUCACACAGAGAAGCCUCCAGAACCCUCUUGAAUUAAUUAGAAUGGGAAAGAUCUCUACAUAUCAGAUCAAUGCUUUCUGCACUAAGAAAUGGAAACUGACACUUUCCACAUUCAGCGUCAUAUGACAAACGGUUUAUAAAUCUUUCUGCAUGCCAGCACCUAGCCCCUAGUAACUGCUGAACCAUUCUCUCAUUCCUCUAUUUAGCUGAAUGCAUUUGUCAACACCCUUUACUACAAAAGCGCUGGAACAACUUCCCUGAAAAUGACCAACAACUUUCGCCCACCGCAGCCUCUUCAUGGUCGUAAAGUCUACGCUUCCAGAGACGCCACCAUUAGCCGUGGCUCCCCGCUGGCUGUCAAUCAUCUCUUCCCUCUGCUUUUGGCUGUUUUGAUUGGCCAGCUUUCUGGCCCCUCCUAG